AUGCAAGACGUCAAGCCGCAGCAGCAGGACGAGCAGAAGAUCCGCCAGCGGCCGCAGGAGGCGAAGGAAGUCCCAGUCGCAUCCGCCGCCGCGCACCCCCUGGAACUCCCGGUCGAAGCUGACGUGGACUGGCAGGAGACGGCGGGGCGGCAGGUGGACGCGGGCGUGACGGGCGGGAUCGACGAGGAGGAGACGGCCGGAUGGCAGGCGGCGUUGGGCGCGGAAGAGGUGCGGGCGCUGCUGGCGGGGGCGGGGGCGGGGACGACGGAAGGGCGGAAGAGGAUGGGGGGAGGGGGAGGGAUCUCGGGGGGAAAGGGGGAGGGGAAAGGAGGAGUGGGGUUGGGGGGAGAGGGGGUGGAGGGCGAGGGAAAGCCGUUGGGGAUUGAGGGGGCGGCAGCAGUGCUGGUGCAGGCAGAAGGGGGGGAGGAGGGAGAGGGGAAAGGAGGAGUGGGGUUGGGGGGAGAGGGGGUGGAGGGCGAGGAGAAGCCGUUGGGGAUUGAGGGGGCGGCAGCAGUGCUGGUUGGGGGAGGAGGGGGAGAGGGAGAGGGAGGAGAGGUGCCGUUGAUGCCACCUAUGCCUGGAGUGCUGUCAAUGGGUGGUGUGUUGGGAGGAGCUGAGCACAUGGCCGCCUCCACUUGGAGCGGUGCUAAGGAGGCCGUCGCGUCUGCCGCUCACAACACCGCCGACACCGCUGCUGCCGGCACAGCAGCAGUUGGGAGAGCCGCUGCGGGCAUGGUGGGACUAGACACCAACGCCCCUCCCAUCGGCAUUCCCCUGGGCUCCUCCUCUUUGCCCACAGCCACCGAUGAGGCACAGAUGGGCGCCGCUGCUCUUGUCGCAGGAGAGACAGCGCCUGCAAAGGAUGUGCAGUCUGGGAGGACGGAGCAACCCAGCAGCCACUGA
This is a messenger RNA of Closterium sp. Yama58-4, 903 nucleotides long. The record is from the annotation of a GenBank genome assembly. NCBI's taxonomy places the organism in Eukaryota, Viridiplantae, Streptophyta, Zygnematophyceae, Desmidiales, Closteriaceae.